Molecule: messenger RNA, 4385 nt
Organism: Pelodiscus sinensis (Chinese soft-shelled turtle)
Lineage: Eukaryota; Metazoa; Chordata; Testudines; Trionychidae
Source: RefSeq, a predicted model, not a curated record
AUGACGAUGAAUCCUACCAGUGUGCUGUGAAUACGAAGCAGAGGAAGGGACUUGCAGUUUGUGUGCAGGCGGGGAAGAGAACGAGUCAAGGGCCUCUGGAUUAGCAGACUAAGGAAAGGUGUCUCUUGUUCUCCCACAGGAAGGAAAAAAUAGAAAAUACACUUCUGAUUAUCAGUUCUACUUUUUCUCAAACGCUGUUUCAAGGGUGGCAACAUCUCUCUCUGGAUUAAGCUAUAGUGACUCCAAAAGCCCCUCUGGACGGUGGAACAGUUAUUUAGUCUCGUUCCCAUUGUGAAGAAGCUCUCCAUCCUGAGUUUCAGCAAUGAAUUUCCUUCGAAGGCGCCUCUCAGACAGCAGUUUUGUGGCCAACCUGCCCAAUGGCUAUAUGAUGGAUCUGCAGCGUCCUGAUAAUUCCACUAGUUCUCCAGGUUCACCAGCAACUGAGAGGAAGCAGCAGCAGCAGCCAUCUCAGCCAUCACCCUCUUCCUCUUCUGGAACCAGUAUUUUCAGUUCCAUCUCCAGUGCCAUGAAGCAGACUACACAAGCAGCUGCAGGACUGAUGGAGCACUCAGCAAGCCCUGCUCCUGUUGCUCAGAAACCCAAGAUCCUUUUGGUGAUUGAUGAUGCUCACACAGAUUGGGCCAAGUAUUUCCAGGGGAAGAAGGUGAAUGGAGAGUUUGAGAUCCGAGUGGAACAGGCUGAAUUCUCCGAGCUGAACCUGGCUGCUUAUGUUACUGGUGGCUGCAUGGUGGACAUGCAAGUCGUAAGGAAUGGCACUAAGGUAGUAAGGUCCUUUAAGCCUGACUUUGUUCUAAUUCGACAACAUGCCUACAGCAUGGCACUAGGAGAAGACUUCCGCAGCCUUAUCAUCGGCCUUCAAUAUGGCGGGGUUCAUAGUGUCAACUCCCUCUAUUCCGUCUAUAACUUCUGCAGCAAGCCAUGGGUGUUUUCUCAGCUAAUUAAAAUCUUCAAUUCGCUGGGUCCUGAGAAGUUCCCCCUUGUGGAGCAAACAUUCUUCCCAAGCCAUAAGCAGAUGCUCACAACCCCAAAUUUCCCUGUCGUAGUCAAGCUGGGACAUGCUCAUGCUGGAAUGGGGAAGGUAAAAGUUGAGAACCAGUAUGACUUCCAGGACAUGGCCAGCAUAGUAGCCAUGGCAAAAACCUAUGCCACCACUGAGACGUUCAUCGACUCCAAGUACGAUAUCCGAAUCCAGAAAAUCGGCAACAAUUACAAAGCUUACAUGAGGACGUCCAUCUCUGGAAAUUGGAAGGCAAACACAGGUUCUGCUAUGUUGGAGCAGAUCGCAAUGACAGAGAGGUACAAACUUUGGGCAGACUCCUGCGCCGAGAUGUUUGGAGGCCUCGAUAUUUGUGCCGUCAAAGCUGUCCACAGCAAAGAUGGGAAGGACUAUAUCAUUGAGGUGAUGGAUAGUUCGAUGCCCCUGAUAGGGGAACACGUGGAGGAGGACACACAGCUCGUUGCUGAUCUGGUUGUCUCCAAAAUGACUCAACUUCUUAUGACAGGAUCUACCCCCUCACCUCUGAGACCCUGGCCUCAACAAGUCCAGCCUCAGUCAAUGAAAUCACAGAUGCAGCCUCAACCAGGACCUCAGCUAGGCCAACCCUCCCAACCACGGCCACCUCCUCAAGGGGGACCACGCCAGCCUCAGGUCUCUCAGCCUCCACGGUCAGGCGCGCCUCUGCAACAACGGCUCUCUCCUCAGGGCCAGCAGCCCCAGAUUCCCCAGGCUAGCUCACCUCAGCAGCAGAGGUCACCGGGAUCCCCCCAACAAAUACGAUCCGCCUCUGGAACCUCCCCAGUCCAGGCCUCCAAGCCGGGCAUCUUCCCACCACAGCAGCCUAGGCCCCCUGCCCAAGGACGGGCACCUGCUCAGCAAAGCCUUGGUGAAACACCCAAGCAACAGGCCUCCCCGCAUCCACACCUGAACAAAUCCCAGUCUCUGACGAACACCUUUAGCAUAUCCGAAUCAGCGCAACGGGGAAACACCAAUGAAGAUGAAGCAAAAGCUGAAACCAUCCGCAACCUGCGGAAGUCUUUUGCAAGCCUGUUUUCUGAUUAACAUCACUGGAGUCAGAUUGAUGCUUCUGUUAACCCCCAGCUCUUCAUAUCAACCUACCUGAUGUCAUCAUGGCCUUUACUCACUGAUACCUAAUGGUUCAUACAAAAUCUGGGACUGUAAUCCUCCAAGCUAUUUUUUCUAAAUGGGUUUUACCCAGAAAUUAGUUAGCCCUAGAUAUUUUAAGGGUCAGUCUACCACUGGCUAGAAAAGUGACUGUGUAAAAAUGGCACUUCCUUACUUGGUAGAUCUGCUUUGUGGGCAUAGUCAAUCAGAUCUGCUUACUUGCAUUUCUGAAAUAAUUUCAAGUAUUUUUUAAUUCUAUUAACCUUUCUGGAGCCAACAUAGAUUGGAAAGCAAAUUAGAAUCUAUUUCAGCUUGCCCAUUAUUAAUAGAAUGAAUAACUAUGCUCCCCUUACAGAAUAUUUAUUUUUUGGUGACGCUGAGCUAGAAGAAACACAGCUUGAUUCUGAGGCAAAUGUGUAGAGCUAGAAGUUAUACUACAUAUCUGUUUACUUGUAAAGUGAGCAUUUUGAUCUAGAAAUUAUGUCGGCACAAUGAAUUUGGAACCUCAUAAUGUUAGUUUUACAGAGUCACUUUUCUGAAUAGAACCACAUUUCAAGUAAAACUCAGCAUCAGGAGUCAGUAGAGGUCAUUGGAUCAUUGUUGGAUUUCUGCUCUGGGCCAUCUUACCAGUAGCCAUUUAAAUGUCUGUUUCAUUACUUGAGACUGUUUCUUGUAUGUGUUUCUUGAUUUCUGGAAGAAAAGUGUCAUGAUCUACACUUCCAGCCAUAGUUCAGAAAUAAAUCAGAAAACAGAACUGCUGUACAUCUUGAAAAAAAAUGGCUAAUUUAUGUUCAAAUAUAGCUCUCACAAACUCCAUAAAAUCUAUCCACACAGCUACAUCUGUAAUCUGACUUGGUUGCAUCGGUCUUAAAUGAACCCUGUGGGCAAGAUUAAUUAGUAUCGGAAUUUGUGAAUUGUUCGUACCCUGUUAUGAGUGUUCCAUGCUUCGGAAUGGAGAGAGCCAUAAAGUGAAAUCCUGGCCCUGCUGAAGUGCAUGAAAAACUCCCUUUGACUGAAUUGGGGCCAGGAUUUCACCCAUGGUGUCAAUGCAAGAUGAGAGACCUGUGACUGGAUGGCUUCUUCCUAGAGAACUAUCACUUUGGAGGAAGAACCACCAGAAGAGUUUGGUGCUACCCUCCCCCCCCCCCCGAAAAAUAAUAUAUGCAAAACAAAUUUACAGCUGGAGCCAUACUCUUUUUAAAAAAUGACUAUCCCAAGGAAAUUCCAUUGGGGGUAAGUUAACCAAAGGAUUAUUUUUCUGGAGCACUCAGAAGACUGGAAGAAGAAACCAAUAACUUCAGAGAUGAACCAUUGCCUGAUCUGCUUUCCCUCAUGGCAUGUGACAGUCUAAAUGAGGGAGGCUGUGUAAACAGCUUAGGACUUAGCCACGACAAAAAUGAGUCAUGAAUAGCUGGACAUUAAUGGAGGUAGGACCAUUUACGCCAGUUGAUGCACUGCUCCCUGGAUCAAGGGCAGUUCAAUUUAUAACACAUCUGAUGCUGGGGUGGUAUUUCUAGCUCACCAAUCUUAUGCAUAGGAAGCAAGGCCCUGUGAACCUCAGUAAAGUGACAGAUGACACAGAAGAUGUCUCUGCUAGACUUUCCUUCUGAGUUUAUGCAGUAAUGUACCAAUCCUCACAUGUAACUUUAGGAUUGGAUCCUGGAGAGCAUGCCCCCUUUGCAGUACACCAGAAAGUUCCUGUUUGGAUGGGAGAGGACAUUAUCAAACAUUUCAGUGUGCAGCUUAGCCUGUGGUUUAGUCCUUUGCCAUUAACUGAAAUGGGAACAGAAAUCCAAAAUAGCAAGCGAAACAACAGCAUGGCCAUCUUGAAUUUUGCACCUACAUGGGAAUAAAGCCAGAGAGAAAAUUCAUUCUAGUAACAACUAAUCACCACAAUACAGUCACAUGGACCCAAGGCAACCAGCUUCCAGGAUCCUUGUAGAUUAAAUGUCUUUGGAGCUGUGUGCUUUCAGGCAUGCCAUUUUUCUUCAGUGGGAUGACUCUUUAGUGUGCCAGUUGUACCAACAAAUGUCUGUCAGUGAAUACUGAAGGAAAAUAACCUCUUGAUCAUUUCCCUUCUGUGUUUCUCGAUCUUCCUUCUGAGUCUGCUAAAUGGUGAAACAUGUAGCACUAUUACCGCUCCUGUGCAGGCAUGAAAAAAUGGAGCCUGCUGCUUGGCAGGCUCCAAGUGCAAUAAAGGGGUGCCAUGGACGCACAAAGUACCACUGAUAAAAACAAUAGC